Molecule: messenger RNA, 2400 nt
Organism: Tachysurus fulvidraco (yellow catfish)
Lineage: Eukaryota; Metazoa; Chordata; Actinopteri; Siluriformes; Bagridae
Gene: hnf1a
Product: HNF1 homeobox a
Exons: 11
Coding region: 184-1911 (575 amino acids)
Biological process (GO): regulation of transcription by RNA polymerase II; pancreas development; positive regulation of DNA-templated transcription
Cellular component (GO): nucleus
Molecular function (GO): RNA polymerase II cis-regulatory region sequence-specific DNA binding; DNA-binding transcription factor activity, RNA polymerase II-specific
Source: RefSeq, a predicted model, not a curated record
AGAGAGAGAGAGGGAGGAAGAGAGGGAGGAGGGGGAGAGUAAAGCCAGAAAAAUCACCUUCCAAAGCAAAACAACAGCCGGCAGAAAGUGGAGACACGACAGAAGACUAGGAAAAGUGGACACGAGUCCUUACUGGAUGCCUUUAAAACGGAUAAAGAAAGCAUACAGAGACACAGCUGGGUCAUGGAGGGAGGAGAGGAGCGAGGGAUGGAGGGACGAGUGUGCAGGCUUUCGGCUCUGCAGCAACAACUGCUCUGCUCUCUGUUGGGUUCUGGUGUGACCCGUGAAGUGCUGAUCCAGGCAGUCGGUGAGCUGGAGAGAGAGCGGAACCGACCCGGAACUGGGGCGGGAGGUGGCGUCGGGGCAGAACGCGGGGAAGCAGCCGAGCGGACGGAUGGAGAAAGCUCAGAGGAUGGAGACUCAGACUUCCCUCCACCCAUCUUCAGGGAGAUUGAGAAACUACCUCCAGAGGAAGCAGCUAGGCAGAGGGCUGAAGUGGAGCAGAUGCUGCAAGAGGACCCGUGGCGUGUGGCAAAGAUGAUAAAGAGCUACAUGCAGCAGCACAAUCUUCCUCAGAGGGAGGUGGUGGAUGCGACGGGACUGAAUCAGUCUCAUCUGUCACAGCACCUGAACAAAGGAACGCCCAUGAAGAACCAGAAACGAGCUGCACUCUACAGCUGGUACGUCAAGAAACAGGACGAGAUCAGCCAGCAGUUCACCAAUGCGAGGAGAGGAUUGGCUCUGGGGGAGGAGCCUAUUGAAGAAAUCAGGAAGGGGCGGAGAAACCGGUUUAAAUGGGGUCCGGCGUCACAGCAGAUACUGUUCCAGGCCUACGAGCGUCAGAAAAACCCGAGUAAGGAGGAGAGAGAGGGACUGGUGGAGGAGUGUAACCGUGCUGAGUGUUUGCAGAGGGGCGUGUCUCCAUCACAGUUGGCCGGUUUGGGUUCGAACCUUGUAACAGAAGUACGUGUUUAUAACUGGUUCGCUAAUCGCCGUAAAGAAGAAGCUUUUCGCCACAAACUGGCACUCGACCCACCUUAUAGCAGCCAAUCAGCAUCCGGGGCAGAGCACAACAUCCCGCCCACUUCCACACAAGGUCUGAAGUUCACUUCCUCUGUAGUGUGUGAGGGCAUUGGGGCACUGCGGGCUGCUGGGAACAUCGAAAGAACCGACGUAGGACACCUGGGGACAGGUCUGGUCCAGCUGGAGCCGAGUCACACGCUUCUGGAAGCACAUCAGCACAAACUGGUAUCAGGAGGAGGGUCUUUACCACCUGUUAGCACUCUCACCUCUCUCCAUGGCAUGUCUCACACACACUCCGGCUCACAGGGUCUCAUCAUGGCCUCCUUACCCAGCGUCAUGAGCCUGGGGGACUCCUCUCUGCUCAUAGGUCUCACGUCCGCUCAGCCACAGACAGUUCCUGUCAUCAACAAUGUAGGGGGCGGGUUCACUACGCUCCAGCCAAUCACCUUCCAGCAGCAGCUCCAUGCAUCUCCCCAGCAGCCAAUCACGCAGCAGCUGCCAAGUCACAUGACCUCGAGUCCCUUCAUGGCCACGAUGGCACCACUGCCUUGUCACAUGUACAGUAAGACAGAUCUGACGUCGUAUACCUCCUCCAGCCUCCUGUCCCAGGCGAUGGUCAUCGCUGACAGCAGCAGCAUCGGAACCCUCGCUAAUCUCACCACAGUCCGACAGACGCUGAGCUCAGACCAUGAAGAACACACAAACACAUCGAUCGAUGAGGAGUCACUACACCUUCAGUCCAACUCUCCAACACCAGUGUCCUCCAGCAGUCUGGAUCUUUAUCCUCAAAGCCAGUCGAGUGAGACUCACACCUCCCACCUGCUCUCACCCUCACCUGGAGACAUCGGCCCCUACAUACCCACACAGAUGGUUUCUACUGCUCAGUAACAGGCCGCCAGCUCAGCGGCGCGUACCGUCAGUGCCCCGUGAUUAUCUGAAUAUUUGUAAUGUAUUAUUGUUUCAGUGACGAAGGAAAACCCUCGCAGACCGAUGGACAGUAACCGAUGCUGCCUUUGUGUGUCUGUGAAGCUGGAAAGUGCUGAGGGAUUAGUAAUGUCAGUGAGGAGAACAAAAAGUCAGUCAGUGCUGGUGCAAUGUGGGCGGAGCAUGUGUUCAAUUUGAUCAGCCAAUCACAAACUUGAUCAACACUAUCGUUUCUUUUCAUCUCGAAGCUGCCGAGUUUAAAACGUGGGUCCGAGUUCCUCUAUAUAACGUCAGGUAGCUGAUUAACUCUGACGUGAAGUAGCGAGCCAGCGCUAACGUUACGAGCCCGAUGAUGUCGACAAGUGACAGUUAAUUGUUGUUAAACACGUCGUUUUCUCUGUAAAUAUUACUUUGAUGUAUAAAACUAAUUAAAAUUGCAUAAGAAACAGAAAA